Geodia barretti is the source of this 438-nucleotide messenger RNA. The record is from the annotation of a GenBank genome assembly. NCBI's taxonomy places the organism in Eukaryota, Metazoa, Porifera, Demospongiae, Tetractinellida, Geodiidae.
AUGAAAAUCGUCAUUAGUGCCUGUCUCUUAGGCGUUCGCUGCCGGUACGACGGUGGCGACAGCCGAAACGACACAGCAAUAAAACAAAAAGAAACGGACGAACUGAUCCCUGUCUGUCCGGAAGAGGCAGGUGGGUUGUCAACGCCGCGCCCGCCCGCGGAGAUUGUCGGCGGCGAUGGGGAUGAUGUCUUAAAUGGCAAGGCAAAAGUAAUGACUGCUGAUGGCACAGACGUGACGGAGGCAUAUUUGAAGGGCGCGCAGCACGCUUUACAGGUUGCACAAUCUCACGGGGCAACUCAGGUGAUUCUCAAAGCAAGGAGUCCAUCCUGCGGGUGUGGGGAUAUCUACGACGGGACUUUCUCAGGCACACUCACGACCGGCGACGGCGUGACCACUGCCCUCCUAAAACGCCACGGUAUUACCGUCACCUCUCUGUAA